AUGAGGCGACGACGGAGGCGGGACGGCUUUUACCCAGCGCCUGACUUCCGAGACAGGGAAGCUGAGGACAUGGCAGGAGUGUUUGACAUAGACCUGGACCAGCCAGAGGACGCAGAGUCUAUCCAUGAUGGAACAGUCACACACACAUUUUGUGGAACAAUAGAAUACAUGGCCCCUGAAAUCUUGAUGAGAAGUGGCCACAAUCGUGCUGUGGAUUGGUGGAGUUUGGGAGCAUUGUUGUAUGACAUGCUGACUGGAGCACCUCCAUUCACUGGAGAGAAUAGAAAGAAAACAAUUGACAAAAUCCUCAAAUGUAAACUUAAUUUGCCUCCCUACCUCACACAAGAAGCUCGAGAUCUGCUUAAAAAGCUGCUGAAAAGAAACGCUGCUUCUCGUCUUGGAGCUGGUCCUGGGGAUGCUGGAGAAGUCCAAGCUCAUCCAUUUUUCAGACGCAUUAACUGGGAAGAACUUCUAGCUCGGAAGGUGGAGCCUCCCUUUAAGCCUCUAUUGCAAUCUGAAGAGGAUGUGAGUCAGUUUGAUUCAAAGUUUACACGUCAGACACCUGUUGACAGCCCGGAUGACUCAACUCUCAGUGAAAGUGCCAACCAGGUCUUUCUGGGUUUUACAUAUGUGGCUCCAUCUGUACUUGAAAGUGUGAAAGAAAAGUUUUCCUUUGAACCAAAAAUCCGAUCACCUCGAAGAUUUAUUGGUAGCCCACUAAUGCCUGUCAGCCCAGUCAAAUUCUCUCCUGGGGAUUUCUGGGGACGAGGUGCCUCAGCCAGCACGGCAAACUCUCAGACACCUGUGGAGUACCCGAUGGAAACAAGUGGGAUAGAGCAGAUGGAUGUGACAAUGAGCGGGGAGGCAUCAGCACCACUUCCAAUCCGACAGCCCAACUCUGGGCCAUACAAAAAACAAGCUUUUCCUAUGAUCUCCAAACGGCCAGAGCACCUGCGUAUGAAUCUAUGACGAAACAAUGCUUUUAUUGAUGCAAAAAGAAAACAAAAAUCAGGGGAGGGAUGUGUGAACAUCCUGCAAGAUAAAAUGAGAAUCAAAAUGGCAGACUUAAAAAGUCAGCACAGUAACCUAGAUUGCUUUGGAUGGAGGAAAAAAUAAACAUGGAUUUUAAAAAAUCAAUCAAUGGUGCAAAAAAAUAGACCCACAAAAAAAAAACA
Peromyscus maniculatus bairdii (prairie deer mouse) is the source of this 1175-nucleotide messenger RNA. The record is from RefSeq and is a predicted model, not a curated record. Lineage: Eukaryota; Metazoa; Chordata; Mammalia; Rodentia; Cricetidae.